This is a messenger RNA of Oryza brachyantha (malo sina), 1206 nucleotides long. RefSeq lists its product as uncharacterized. Lineage: Eukaryota; Viridiplantae; Streptophyta; Magnoliopsida; Poales; Poaceae. The record is from RefSeq and is a predicted model, not a curated record. Bases 330 to 785 code for a protein of 151 amino acids. The transcript is spliced from 2 exons.
GCCUCGUCGCAAAGCUCCUUUUCCGCCAACUCGCCGAGCGCCUCCGAAACAAAAGGCGCACCCUGCUGUCGCGACGCUUUCCAAGCCCAAGCUGACCGCUGACGGGGUCGGCGCCUCGGCGGCGGCGGCAGAGCGGCACGCGUCGCCGCGCGGUUCGUCCGCUCUCGCGUUCAUCCCCCGAGCUAAGGAAUCGCGGAAUCCCCUCGCACCAAGCUUGCAGCUGCAGAGUCGCAGUUUCAGGGAGACGUCGCCGGCAAGAACAGCACGGGGCGCACGGCACGUACGCGCGGGCGCAGCAGGAGGAUCGAGGAGGAGGUGGUGGUGCAGGCAUGGCGAGCGUUGGCUACUACGACGACCGGCGCUACGGCGGCUACGCGCAGCCGGCGGCGGACGGGGCGGGGACGACGUCGCUCCACCUCUUCCUCUUCCUGGCCACCGCCUCGCUCCUCGGCGCCGCCUCGCUCUACUCGCGCUGCGAGUCCGCGAUGGAGAGCCUGUUCGACCAGGUCCGGAUCGUCGUCGUCCUGUCCCCGCUGCUGCUCCUGCUCGCGAUGCAGUACUGGGGGGCCGCGAGCGGCAGUGGUGCCGGCGGCGGGCGGCGGGCGGGUCUCUCGUCGCUGCUCAUGGCGCCGCUGGUGGGGGAGCACGGCGGCUGGUACGAUCAGCGGCGGGACGGCUCCUCUCCGUGGGGCGUCGCGCUGGCGCUGGCGCUCGUUCUGCUGCUCAUCUCCUACCAGUCUUGCUUCCAAGAUUGGUGGUUCCCGCUUGUUAACCGCCGCCGGUGAGCCAAUCACCGCCGACGAGAGCAGUGCAAUUGGCAACCCGCCACGCCUUGCUCUCAUCCAUGGAGACAGGGAUCCGAUCAACUGCGAUCGAUUAGCAAGUUGAAAACUUCCGAUCACUGGUUCAUUCCACGGAUGGAACAUGCUUAGCCGCGCGAUUUAUGCUCCAUUUUAGUAUUAGUUACUGUAUUAUUAGUAGUUCGUAGUACUCUGUUACUCAUCAGUCAUCACUGGUUUCGCUGCUGGAGGAGGGGAAAAGGAUAGGUAGGGGAUAUUUUUGCUGCAUGGACAUUGGAAUCUGGACUCUGGUGUCUUGAGCUAUUAGGCAUUAAUUAUCCAUUAAUAUUGGAUGUAAAUGUAAUGGCAGCAUACUGUGACACUGACACACUGCUGUGUGCUAUAAAUAAGACAGUUCAAGCAAGUA